UCACUGCUUUCAAUCUGGGUAUCCACUUUCAAGAAUCGUAUUUUUGCAUUUCAACAAUUCAACAAACAUUUAUCAUUCAUCAAGAAGAACUGUGGGGCAUAUCACGGCAAACUCUACUGAAAAUCCAGGGCUCUCGGGACCAUCUAACAUAGCAAAUCGCAGCAUGAGCACCGAGAGUGAAGAUCAGAGAGAACACUUCCAGACAGCACCCAGGGAAAACAGCCGAAACAAAAGGAAGAGGAAGAGGAGUGGCAUCGCUGGGCCCGAGAGGACAGACGCAGAUGGCAGGCGAGCAGGAGAUGGAUGGGCAGAGGAGAAGAAAGCCCAGGACGAGAACGGGACUCCCACUUCUCCGGCCCCCUCUGCUCCCCUGCAACGCAUCCCUUUAAGAACUCUGGUGGAGGCCGAGGCCAAGCUGGUGUAUGGUGGUGAACAGGACAUUACCCACAAGUCCUUGCAGGCCCCAGCCCGCGCUGGCUCACAAUUAAUGUGUCAGCCAGCUGAAAUACUGGGCCCUCGAAGUGGACCUCAUCUCAGCUCUCUGCCUCAAAUUGACAAAUGGCUGGAUGUAGCCUUACAGGAUGCCGACUCAUGCUACCGACAGAAGAGAUAUGACACCGCAGCCAGCCGUUUUACCACAGCACUCGAGUUGUGUUCCAAAGGUGCAAUCUGGGAGAAACCCUUGAGUGCUGAUUAUGAAGACAUCUCCACAUUUGCCAGCUUCAUUGAGUCGCGACUCGUUGCAUGCUACCUGCGAAUGAAGAGGCCUGACAAAGCACUCAGACACUCCCACAGGAGCAUCCAUCUGAACCCGGCGCAUUUCCGCAACCACCUGCAGCAGGCCAUGGCGUAUCGUCUGCUGGGGAACCCCUGCGAGGCAGCCAGGAGUGCGAUGAUUGCUGACUACCUGCACUGGCUGUCGGGGGACUCGGAGGAGCACAUAAGCAAGCUCAUCAAACAGUAUUGGCAGGGACUGCUGGAGGAUGCUAUAACUGAGGAGGAAGAUUUCUCUGUCAUGUUCACACCCUACUCCGGAGUCCCCAGCGAAUGCUGCAUCCAGCAGGCGGAGGAGGUUUUCCGCAAGCUGCACCCUGGCUUCACAGCCUAUCUGUUCACAGGUCCGAGCGGGGGCCAUUUCUUGCCGCAGACCACAGACUGGAACGAGCCCACACCGCAGGCUUACUUCCUGACACUGGGCUUCAGGAGGAGCCAAGAUGGCGGAUUCCUGGAAAAGAUGCUUCGGAGGAGGAGUCCGGUGUUCACAGGACUGAAAGCACCCUUCUGUCCGCCACGACCGGAAGACGCCAAGAGGACGUGCGAGAGCCUGGGACGGAGGAUUCUGCCGGUUCUUGGUUUUAUUAAGUGCACCAAGCUAUCAGUGGACCUCUCCGCAGGCUCCGGGCUAAUCGAGAGGCUGCAGUACGCCGGGCACCUGGGCCAGCUGCGGCGCGUGGGCGAGCAGACGAGCGUCCUGCAGCAAACGCUGGCCGAGCUCAGCGUCGCCCCCUAUCUGCAGGAGAUCAGCGCUGCAGACUCCAGACUGCUGCAGACGCUAAUGGCAGACACGGUGGACACCCUUGAAGGAAGGCGGACGGACGGCGAACGUGUGUGGAAUGAAAUGCUCAAGGUGGGCGCUCUGGAGGAUGUGCUGUAUGAGCUGGAGGAGGCCUUCCUGAGGAACAAGGCCCUGAGAGCCACCCGCAGGCAGCGGGCCCGCCAGAGACGCCAAGCCAAGAGGGAGCAGCAGGCCGCACUCAAAACCUCCUCCACUUCCUCCGCACCUCCACCUCUACCUCCUCCUGCCCAACCAGCCUCCCCUGGCCCCCAGAACCCUCCUCCAGCGGAAGCAGAAGCCAGAGAGGCCGUCCCUAGCCCUGGUGGCCCUGACAGCACUAGUGCUAGCCAGCCCUCACAAGAAUGACCCCCCCCCCCACACACACACACUCACAACACACACCCAGAGAAGCAGCAGGCAGGGGCUCUGUUGGCCUCCUCUCCUCUCCUCUCCUCUCCUCUCCUCUCCUCUCCUCCCCUCAUCCCCUCUGCAAACACUCAUCUCCAGCAGCCUCCUCUCCCCUCGUCCAUUACUCUCAGCGGACAGAAAUAAAUGGACUCGCCAGCCUUGCCUUCACUCUGA
This is a messenger RNA of Sardina pilchardus (European sardine), 2137 nucleotides long. Its product is annotated as spermatogenesis-associated protein 16-like. Gene Ontology annotation, cellular component: Golgi apparatus. Bases 164 to 1921 code for a protein of 585 amino acids. Gene Ontology annotation, biological process: spermatogenesis. The transcript has 11 exons. The record is from RefSeq and is a predicted model, not a curated record. NCBI's taxonomy places the organism in Eukaryota, Metazoa, Chordata, Actinopteri, Clupeiformes, Clupeidae. Gene Ontology annotation, molecular function: protein binding.